Messenger RNA from Umbelopsis ramanniana AG, 1989 nucleotides. RefSeq lists its product as uncharacterized. NCBI's taxonomy places the organism in Eukaryota, Fungi, Mucoromycota, Umbelopsidomycetes, Umbelopsidales, Umbelopsidaceae. Gene Ontology annotation, molecular function: glutathione gamma-glutamate hydrolase. Gene Ontology annotation, biological process: glutathione catabolic process. Gene Ontology annotation, cellular component: plasma membrane. The record is from RefSeq and is a predicted model, not a curated record. Bases 9 to 1790 code for a protein of 593 amino acids. The transcript is spliced from 10 exons.
UUUUGAUCAUGUCCUUAUCAGCAGCUGAGCAAGGUCAAACAGAGCAAAGUACACUCUUGCCAAAGCAAUUGGAUUCUCGCAAACCUCUUAUAUCCAAAAAAGCGGGUGCCUUGCUGCUCGGUAUCGCUGCUGUGGUUGGAUUGAGCACUUUCUUUUUUUCGACCGAAAUCCAUAAACCAGCAUCCUCUAGUGGCCUUGUUGAAGGAAAGAAUGGUGCUGUUGCUGUUGAAGCCGAGCAAUGCUCUAAUGUUGGAAUUGAGAUUUUGAAAAAAGGCGGAAAUGCUGUUGACUCGGCUAUUGCCUCUGCACUAUGCAUUGGUGUAAUUGAUAGUUUUGCAACUGGUAUUGGAGGUGGCGGAUUUAUGCUUAUUCGCUCUCCCAAUGGCACAUAUGACUUUAUAGAUUUUCGAGAAACAGCACCUGGAGCUUCACACAAAGACAUGUUUGUAGAGGAUCCAUCCAAAGCGCAAGUCGGUGGGUUGUCAGUUGGUGUCCCCGGAGAAAUUAGAGGCUUUCAGCUAGCUCAUGAACGACACGGAAAGCUCCCAUGGGAAGAAUUGUUUACUCCAGCAAUUGACAUGUCUCGAAACGGUUUCAACACAACACGGCUUUUAGCUCAGCGUCUUCAGUCUGCAAAAGAAUGGAUCAUGCAAGAUGCCACAUUUUCAGCUGUGUUUGCUCCCAACGGUCAAUUAGCAAUGGAAGGGCAGCUUAUAAAGCGACCAUCACUUGCUGAUACUCUAGAAAUUAUCGCCAAACAAGGUCCUGAUGCCUUUUAUGAAGGGUUAAUUGCCGCUAGUAUUGUCAAUACCACUGUAAACAAUGGUGGUAUUUUGACCAUGGAGGAUAUGAAGAAUUACCAAGCCGUCGUACGACCUCCUAUUUCGACAUAUUACCAUGGGCGCAAAAUCGUUACCGGAGGUACUCCUACUAGUGGGCAUGUUUUGAUUAGCGCUCUCAACAUUUUGGAGAGAUUCAAUUUGCGUCUACUGGGAGAAGUUGGUCUCAAUGUCCACCGCUUGGUAGAGGCUUUGAAAUAUGGAUUUGCUUUCAGAACCGAAUUGGGAGAUCCUGAUUAUGUUGACAACGCCGAUCGAUUGGAGGAAAUCAUCUCAAAAGAUUGGGCUUCACUUGCUCGUGCCAACAUUUCAGAUGAUCACACUCAUGAGCCCACUUUUUAUAACCCAAAGUUUGACAACUCGGAAGCACAUGGUACCAUGCAUCUUUCCGUCGUGGAUGAGAAUGAUGGUGCAGUGGCCCUUACCUCUACUGUCAACUUACUAUUUGGUGCACGCAUUAUGGACCCGGUAACCGGCAUUAUUUUGAACGACGAGAUGGAUGACUUCUCAAUCCCUGGAAUCCCAAAUGCUUUUGGCUUGCAACCUAGCGUUUACAACUAUGUCUACCCUGGAAAGCGAUCCCUCUCGUCUUGUGUCCCUACUAUAAUUGAGCGGGACUCCAAAUUUGAAAUGGCUGUCGGUGCCUCUGGUGGCUCCAUGAUUAUUACUGCAACUUUGGGCGUCAUUCUGGAUGUGGUCGACUAUGGCAAAAACAUUUUCGACGCCAUUGUUGCUCCACGACUUCACCAUCAAUUGAUGCCCAAUACUGCUAUUUUGGAGGACGGUUUUUCUAAACAGUACAUUGAUGCUCUGCAGAGCAGAGGACACGACAUUGUUGUGCUUCCCAAAAGUAUGAAAAUUACUGCCGUGCAGGCUGUUAUGCGCAGUCCUGAUGGAACCGUCUAUGGCGCCAGCGAUAUUCGAAAAUACGGACAAGCCGCUGUCUACUAAAUGCACUUCCCUUUUUCUUCAGGUCCACCUUAUACUCUGUGUGUGGCCUUCUAUUUUCAUUGAUGGCCUAUUUUUCACUAUGUAACCUAUAUUGAUGCAAUCAAUUGUACCACCUUUUGCUACUACCAUCUAGACAUUUCAAUAAAUUGAUAGAUACAAAUGACGUGUAUGAACUAGUUUGGUACAUGUUAAGUGAAAA